Molecule: messenger RNA, 2060 nt
Organism: Hippocampus comes (tiger tail seahorse)
Lineage: Eukaryota; Metazoa; Chordata; Actinopteri; Syngnathiformes; Syngnathidae
Gene: wdr54
Product: WD repeat domain 54
Exons: 9
Coding region: 201-1211 (336 amino acids)
Biological process (GO): cilium assembly
Cellular component (GO): centriole; ciliary basal body
Molecular function (GO): protein binding
Source: RefSeq, a predicted model, not a curated record
AUUGUUAUUGACUCGAAUUAUUUGACUACUUCGUGGCAGGUGGCUUGCUCGCAGCUCCCUGGUUAGCCUAGCUGCUAAUGCUAAGUACCACGCUAAGCGUAAUGCCGUUUUGCCGAAAUGUUCCAGUCUGCUUGAAGAGGGAACGCGUCUAGGCUUGACAUACUUUCAGACCAGUAAGUGACACCGAAUCAAGCCGUUCGAUGUAUCACAAAGAGAAGAGCAUCCAGAUUAAGAACAGCGCGUCGGCGCUGUACAACAACCUGUGCGUGCUGCGUAUCGCCCCGCGUCGCCUCACCUACUUCACGGUGGUCCACGCCAAUGUGGUCAACAUGGUCAGCGCGUCGUGGGACGGCCUCAAUUACUCCCACCGUCAGCUGCAGUCCAAGGAGCCCAACGUCGCAACUAGUCCAUCGCUCAUCAUGCAGGCUGCAUUUUGUGUUUUGCCCUCUCGCGAUCUGCUGGUAGUGACUUCACAGAAAGGCAUCCAGAUAUAUGAAUCAGAUGGCUCCAUCAUGGUGUAUUGGCACGCACUGGAUACUCCUGAAACACCAACAGCCCAGGCCGUGUUUGCUCGGGGGAUUGCUGCAGUGUGGGAGAAUUACAUAUGUGUGGGACUGUCCUCUUGUGGAAUCCUCGUAUUUGAUGUUCCCAGUAAAGGCAGUAAUAUCACCCUGUCUGAAGUACUGGAGGAACACAAGGAGCCCAUCACCGACUUGGCCCAAGAGUGCUCAGGCAGCCAGGAUUGCAUCGCUGACCUGGUCAGUGCCGAUGACAGCGGCACCUUAUGUGUUUGGAAGUCCGGCGAAGAGUUUCAGCUGCUCAACAAGAUUGGUGGAUUUGAUAUGAGCUGCUCAUCCGUGAAGCUGUGGAAAGGUACAGCGGUGGCUGGUUACGGAACAGGCCAGAUCCGUCUGUACGAGGCCGUGACGGGAAUACUGCACGCGGAGGUCAACGCCCACGCCCGCUGGAUCUACUCACUGGACAUUGCUCCUUUUUCUGGGCUGCUCCUGUCUGCUGCUGAAGACUCUUUUGUAAGGGUGUGGCACCUGACAGUAACCCCAGAAAGCAACACUGUGGAGGUUGCCCAUCUACACAAUGAGUGUGUGACAGACACGCAAAUCUGCGGCGCCAAGUUCUGCGAUGGAGAUGGCUACGCCUUUGCCGUGACGGGAUAUGACCUCAAUGAAAUUAUACGCUACACGCAGACAUAGGACAUCGCCCUUAAUAUGACUAAGUGUACGGGUAUCAAACAGAUGGUCAUACAAUAUCUCCGCAAUGCGAUCCGGAUAUAGCGCACACGGAUCAGACACUCUGGAAAGGCGGUUGGCGUCAACUGGCAUCACUCUUAAGAUGAUGUGCGCAUUAUCUUUAGCCGGUGUGUCUUCAGAUGUUUGUUAGCUGAUAUAAGAUGAUUCAGAUGUUUAAAUAAAGUCUGUAGAGUUUUAAUGACAAAUGUUUACCCAUUUAUGAACUUUAAGUUCAAUCACAAAAUAGUAUUAAAUAUAUCUAUGACAAAGAAACGCCACUAUAGGACAGCAUGGAUUUUGUUCAUGGAUGAACGCAUAAGCAUUGGUAUGUUUUGUGGUAGUUUUCUAAAUUUAAUGAAAAAUGAAUGGAACCUACUCACUGACAACUUUUCACAAUUUCUUUUCAAAGCAAAAUACACGGAAGUGCAAUCGCUAAAACAAGACUCUGGUACAUUGAGUUGAGUAUGUAAGCCUGCGGUAAUUCUGCUUAACAAUGAACAGAUGCAUAUUGAGAGUUUAUUAAUUCUUCAUACAUAGGGGGCGCUACUGCUUUGCAUACUUUUUUAAAAAUUCCAAUUAAUAGUUGCUAAUUAAGGAUAUCCUUUUCAUUUUUACCAGUUUAAUACCAACGGCAGAACCACAAAGUACCACGCACUUCCUCACCAGAUCUAUGACAAAAAGGCUUUUUUAAAUAUGGAAAAUACAGUAUGUGCAAAAUGUAUGCUCUUAAUGUUUCCUUUUUGCUAGUACAUUUUUCAGUACAUGUAUUAAAGAUCCACUAUCCUAAGCCAACAAAAAAAGGUUUUGAGCAAA